Gongylonema pulchrum is the source of this 576-nucleotide messenger RNA. NCBI's taxonomy places the organism in Eukaryota, Metazoa, Nematoda, Chromadorea, Rhabditida, Gongylonematidae. The record is from the annotation of a GenBank genome assembly.
AUGAGUUCAUUUCUCAAAAAACCAAAGCGAAAAUUACAGUUUGGAAACGAAAAAACACCGUAUCGUCAAGUGGUCACUGUUGUGGAAUUUGAUCGUACCAAGAAUUUGGCGAUGAAUAUUCUCGGGAUGGCUCGCGUCAAUGCUUUCUAUGAAAAACUUUCGGUUCGAAUUGAAGAUCCGAACAAAGUGGAUACGAGUGUCAUCGGAGGAGUAAUGCUUCUUGGCAAUGACGAUUUUUAUUUGUGCGGCAACAAGACGCUUACCACCAACGCAACUUCCAGUAAGAGAUGGCUUUUCACUGUUGACAACAUAACAGUUGUUACUCCAGAAGGUGACAUCACGGAAGGGCCAUGCACGGCAGUAGUGACGCCGGCAAAAAAACAUCUAAUUCUUCCGGAGAAGUUAUACCGAAGUGUAAUGAGCAAUCUAAACGCAAGACCGGGCAAUACAACUGUGAAAUGCAAAUAUCGUGAUGUGAUACCACAUUUGAAAAUUGUCGUUAACGGCGAAUUAUUACUUAUUCCUGGUAGCAACUGGCUUUUACCUCUUUCGGUGAGUAUUUAUACUUUCCAGUAA